CCCGGCAGCAGGGGGGGAGGGGGUUGUCUAACGUCGAAAUGGUCUAUUUCCCCCCGGCAGCUACGGAGUACUAAGUAUCUAUAUUAUUGUGUUUCUUUUUACUCUUAGUCGUUCUUAGUGUAAUUUAGAUCUGUUUUUAUAUUUAGUGUUACCUUAGUUAGAUUGUCCCUCUUAGUUAGACUUGUAGUUACUUGUCUCAUCAUUCUCGAUUUACUUUACAACAAAAUUUUUUGUUGCACGUUUCUUCGCUGUUUUUUGUUGUUGUUUUCCUGUUGUAUGGAGCGUAAGUCCUUAUAAUAGAGCAACAUAUCUGCGAGCAAGGAUCUGCUUAUGGACAGUGACCAGUGAGACAUCAGCAAAUACAACAAUGGAACCAUAUCCAAAUUGUAACACAAAACUUGUACAGCUGUGUUACUUCCCAAUCACCUAUGAAUUUUGGAAUGCUUGUCAGGUGAAUGCAGAUUAAUGUAAAAGAUACCAAAUGUGAGACAUGUGGAAAAGACCUGAUAGAAUGUGUGGGCCCCUUCGGUUAUGUAGAUGGGAACAUACGAUUUUUCAUGUUGGUUACACAAAGGCAGUAAUAACUGUGCUGCAAACAAUCUGCAAAACAUGCUUGUCUGUUCAUCUCAGUGACGAGAUGGCAAAUUUAUAGAGUAAAUCUGACUAAGGAAGAAUUGAGAAAGAAAACUGAGAAGUGUCCCUAAAAGUAACUUGUUCCAGUGAGAUGAUCAUGGCAAUCCAUCAUUUGUUUCAAAUAUUUUUAUAUGAAGUUACAACAUAGAAGAUAUUGAACCAGUCAGUAUCAUACAAGGAGGUCCUGUGAUAAAGGAAACCAUUAACGCCUUGAAAGACCACAAGUACAGCUGUUACCUCCAACCGGUUCCUAAUCGAUGAGUGCCUGGAAUGUAGAAAAAACAAUGCUCGCAAAAGUAAAUUUUACAGUUGCCAACCGCAAUAGUUCCGCACUUUAAUAAAAUCUCGGGCCAGUGACUCAGUGUCGCCAACGUGAUACAAAGUCAUUCAACUCUUUUCAUCAAACCUGUUGAGAAGGAUGCCUCAGGCUGGACACUAUUACUCCAAGUGAAAAUGAAUGGACACAGAAUGAAAAUGGAAUGUGAUGCCUAGGUAGCAUAGUGGGGUCAGAAGAUUGCCCGAAGCAACGUAAAAUGGAACAGCUGACGGGACAGCUGACAGGACAGCUGACAUGGCCAUAAAAAUUCUACGGAGUUAGUUAUUUCUCCCCUAGAUGCCUUGAGUUCAUUCAUUCAUUCAUAAUCUAAAAUCUAAACGACAAUGUCGAAAAUUUUGUUCAAUUUGAUACAUUUCAUAGAAUUUCGUUUUCAAUCAACAAGGUAAACGACGUGAUGAACCUUCGGGAGUCUUCGACUUAAUAGUGGGGUUCCGAACAGAGGUUAUCUCAUCAACCAUUGUGCAUUGGUCUGCUGUUACAGCCAAUGUCUGUAGUCUGUUCUCUUAGCCAAUAAUGACAUUACUCAUUGAGAGAUGAUCAUUCCUGAGGCACUUGCUCAUUUUCAAAAUACGAAAAACAAUAACGGAACAAUGAACACAUCCAACUUAUUUGGGUUAUUGGAUCUAGUACUAACUUGCGUUGGCCACCAUAACUACGAGGUUGCUGAGGUUACCUUUGGUUUUUGGUACAAGUUAUCUGAAGACCCUUAUCACGCAAAUGACGACGAUCGAACAAUUAAGUUUAAGCCCUACAUUGAGCGACUCAUCGGUGCUGUAUGCCGCCACUGUCAGAUGGAACCGGACCAUGAAGGUGUGUUGGAAGAGAGUGAUGAUUUUGCUGGUUUCCGAUCACGUGUGUCUGAAUUGGUCAAAGAUGUAGUGUUUAUCGUCGGCUCGGCUUCUGUUUUUAAACAUUGUUUCUACAGCAUUCAUGGCCAAAACAACCUCCCAUGGGAGGUCACAGAGUCAGCCUUGUUUAUCAUGCAAGCUGUAGCCAAAAAUAUUUUACCUGAUGAAAAUGAAGUAGUGCAAAGUGUGGUAGAAUCAUUACUGCAGGUCCCGGAAAGCGCUCACGCGGCAGUGCGUUUUACAACGCUUCUCCUCCUUGGGGAACUUGGGGAAUGGAUGGAUAAACAUCCUGCAGUAGUGGAACCUGUGUUGCAUUGCGUGCUCCGCUCCAUUAAUGAUCCGUCAUUGGCUGUGGCUGCUUCGAAUUCCCUGGAAGCCAUUACAAGCAUUUGCCGAGAUCACGUUAAAUCUCAUUUUGAUAUUCUCUUGCAAGUAGUGAGUGCCCUGGUUACAUUACCCAUUCCAACGGAGACGGCAGUUCGAGUAGUGAAAGGCGUUACCAAAGUCUGUAGUCGUUUGCCAGAUCAUCAAAUCGCGGAUGCUCUUCACCAACUUUGCAAGAUUCAUGUCGACGAAUUAACAAGAAUUUGCCAGGUGGAAAACCAAUCAAAAGUUGUCGCAAAAACCAGUAGUGAUCCCGUUGACUGGCUGGAUCGCUUGGCUUCUAUAUUUCGUAAUUUGAGUGUCAACGCUAAGAAGAGCGAACAGCAUCCGUGCCAGUUAGCCAUCACUUUUACGUGGCCGUGCUUGUCCAUGACGUUGGAUAAAUUCCAAACUGACAGAAGAGUGAUGGAACGCUGUUGUAGGUGUCUCAGGUUUGCUCUACGACUGAUCGGCCACCAGUCUGCUCCGCUUUUGCAACCUCUUGUUACACAGAUGGUGCGUCUGUACAAUGCUCAUCAUCACAGUUGCUUCCUUUAUUUAGCAAGUAUUCUUGUAGACGAAUACGGUUCAGAAAACGAUUGCAUCGGGGGUCUCAUCUCGAUGCUUGAAGCGUUGUUGCCACGUGCUUUCCAGCUUUUGCAAGAACCGCAGGGUCUGUCUCAUAAUCCAGACACAGUUGAUGACUUGUUUCGUCUUUUUGCGCGUUUUCUUUAGCGUAAUCCAGCCGCCUUUCUGCAUAGUCCGGCGUUACCUGCUAUUUUCGAUUGUGCCAUGCAGGCGGCUGCACUUGAUCACAGAGAUGCAAAUGCCAGCGUUAUGCAAUUUCUAUCCGAAUUGAUCCAUACCACGCGGACUCGAGAGAAGAAACUGUCUUUUGAACUUCGUGACCAACUAAUGUCAACAAUGCUACGCCCGAAAGGCCCUAUUCUCAUGAGUACUCUAAUUACGGCCUCGAUUUUCUCCUUGUCUACGUGUUCGUUACCCAAUGUUGCAGACGUUUUGCUUGAGUUCAUGCUAGUCGAUCGACAGAGCAUUUCCAGCUGGAUGGAGCAAACGCUGGAAAAUCUACCUCGGCAGUCACCUUCCGGAUGUGUCGCCGUCAGGCCUGAGCAGCUACAAGAUUUCCGCCAUAAAGUCAUCAGGGCGGAAACUUCUCUAGAGUUAUCAAAUGCGUUACGUGAUUUCUCCAGGCUUUAUCGGUGAAAUUCUUACUCGUUAAUUACUCUUGCAUAAUUUUCUUCAAGCUACUAACAUUUCUUCAUAUUCGAUUGAUGAGUUGAUUGUUAUUUUCUUCAAGCUACUAACAUUUCUUCGUAUGCGAUUGAUGAGUUGAUUGUUAUUUUGGUUAUUUUUAUUUUUUUUAUUUGCCCAUACUCAUCUAACUUUUACUUCGGCUAACGCUACUCCCGCCCUUGUACAUUUGGGACUAUAGUCAAGGGAAUGCCACUAUACACCUGAACACACCCAGAUGCAGUACAUCUCCCUCGCUCUUUCCCCGAAUAUCGUCGACCAUCGCACAAUGAAGCCGAAAAGUCACCUAAUACACAUUUCAUGGAAUUUCGUUUUCAAUCAA
Daphnia magna is the source of this 3775-nucleotide messenger RNA. RefSeq names its product transportin-3. The record is from RefSeq and is a predicted model, not a curated record. Lineage: Eukaryota; Metazoa; Arthropoda; Branchiopoda; Diplostraca; Daphniidae. Gene Ontology annotation, biological process: protein import into nucleus. Gene Ontology annotation, cellular component: nuclear membrane; cytoplasm.